AUGGCGUCCAGGCCGGGCAGGCGUCGCAAGCGGCAUCGGCGCAAGGGCAGCCCGGACCUGCGCGGCGCGAUGCGGCUGAAUCUAAGCAGCGGGGGCGAUGCGAUGGUGCUGCCGCGCAAGAGGCGUGUGCCGAGGACGCCGCGCCUGCUGGUGAUGCUGGAUGUGAGCGGGUCUAUGGAGCGGCACGUGCAGUUGCUGUUGCAGCUUAUUUUCGCGGUGUCGCAGCAUACGAAGCGGGUUGAGACCUUCGUGUUCAGCACUUCGGCGACACGGGUUACGCGGGAGCUGAGCGCGCCGUCGUUCAGUGAGGCGCUUGUGCGGAUCGGGAGCGUAGUGCGGCACUGGUCGGGUGGCACGCGCAUCGGAGAGGCGUUGGCGCAUGUGAACACGCGGCACGAGUAUGUUCUGAGCCGCUACACGACGGUGUUCCUGCUGAGCGACGGAUGGGAUACGGGGGAGCCGGAGCGCCUGUCGUAUGAGGUGCAGCGGAUGCGACGGCGGGUGCAUCGGGUUGUGUGGCUGAAUCCACUGCUGGGGAGCGAGGACUACCAGCCGCUGACGCGGAGUCUGCAAGCGGCGCUGCCAUAUAUCGACCAUCACGCAUCGGCGAGGGAUGUGGAGAAUUUGAAGCGGCUGCCUAGGUUGUUGCGGUGA
Molecule: messenger RNA, 654 nt
Organism: Geodia barretti
Lineage: Eukaryota; Metazoa; Porifera; Demospongiae; Tetractinellida; Geodiidae
Source: the annotation of a GenBank genome assembly